AUGCAUUCGGACACUGUUGGAGAUAUCGACCUGAAACCUUCGCAAGAGGGUGGGAUGCUGGGUUCAGGAGAACCUGGAGGACAUGACUCUCCUCUAAUUUCUGGAUCAGAGGAAGAUGACUAUGAUGCAUUGAAUGAUGAGACUUUUGGUGGUGAUGCAUUGAAUGGGGACUGGGAAGAGGAUCAUGAGAAAUUGGCCGAGGUGAUUGAAUUGGGAAGGGGAGCAGAGUUCCCCUUAUCUAGAAAAGAGGAUGGAAGUGAAGACAGGACAGAGAAAAUGGUUGCAAUGAGAAGGAAUUUUGAUGAGGAGGAAGAGGAGAGAAGAAGAGGGUCAAGGAAGGAGAUGGAAGAGUUUGAAGAUGGGUUUAUUGCAGCAAGCAUUCAGCAGUUAGUGCUUGAUGAUGACUUGGAUGACCCUGCCAUCAUGAACAAGAAGCCAUCUAUGCCACGCCCUAUCCCCUUUCCCAAGGAUGGGGGAAGUCGGGGGUUGUCACCCCCACCAUCAGGCUUAUUUGGGUCCCCUCACCAGCCAAGCAUUUGGGCCAUGGACCAGAGGGCAUCACCAAGUCUGAGUCUCAGCUCAUCCCUUGAUGACCCCUGCAUCAUCAAGGCAGGCACCAAGUAUCCCAUCUCAUUCCCAACCCCAUCUUCACGUGCCCCACUAUCUACUAGCCUUCCAAAGGUGCUUCCCAACAUGCGGACAGUGAGUGAAGUGGAGAGGGAGGCCCUCAGUCCCAGUCGACAGUUGGUCCACCCAGGAUUCCCAUCUCAAACACCUAAAGUGCGAACACUGGAUGAUGUGGAGCGGAGCAUGUUGGAGCGAUCUCAAGGGCCCCGUCCUCCAAUGCCACCCAUGGUUUUCCCUCCCAACCUUCCCCCACCCCCGGGUUCUCUUCCAUUCCUCCCGCCAAGACUCCCACCUCAUGCCAUCAGCCCCAUGAGGCCUCCUCAUGAAGCCUUGAUGGGACAAGGGGAGAGGAUGGAGAGCUGGAGAAUGAGAGGAUACCAGCAACAGCGCCCUUUGCUGCAGCUGCGAAAUGGGGCUCCAUGGUCCCCUCAUAGCUGGAAGAAUGAGCAUAUCCUGGACCACAAUGGAGAUGAGAGACCUGAGCCAAGAGAGAAAGAGUGGGAUGAGUACAAGGGACUCAUGACCUUGAAGGAGCAGACAUGGCUAGUCAACAUCCAACUCACUCAACUUGCAACUAAUGACCCUUACACUGAUGACUAUUACAUCAAUCAUUAUGUGGCAAAGCGGCUGGCAGAACAUGGGAAUGGGAUGGAAGAAGCAGUAUCACCGUCCCUCCUAUCAACCCCAGAGGAAGGGAAGCAUUCAGAUCAGAAUCGUGUGUACACUCCUCCCAAGAUGGAGAACUCUCUUGGGCGCCUCCAGGUGGCAAGUGCAAUGGCUCCAAGACGCAUUAUUGACCUUGCCACUGUCUCCUCGCACUCUCAGCACUCCCUCCUUUUGGAAAUUGAGAAUUAUUACAAUGCCUUGCUGGACCUGGAGUCCUAUGAUGAUCGCCUACGUGCAAUCCAAGAUGGCCCACUGCGAGACAACAUUCGGGUGCAGCGCACCGAAUUCGCAGAGAAGCUGACCCAGCGCUUUGCACUCAAGAGCAUCCAGAGUUUACUCUUGGUGCGGAAAGGAAAAAACCUGGUGCUGCGGCUGGCAGGGCUUCUUCCUAGCUCAUUCCGUCGUCUUGUCCUUGAGGCCUUCCUGUUGGGAUUCUCCCCGAUUGCCAAGAGGGAUUCCGGGGACAAGAUCCUGCCCAGGUUCCUCAUCCCAUUAAAGAAGGCUCUCUUAGAUUCCACCCUUUCUCAACUCAUUGCUCUCCUCAAAGCUGCCAUUGACAAGGACCAUCUAGAAGACAUGCUCAUGCAUCAGCUAGGGAUAUCUCUGGUGCUGCUGAUCCUGGUCACUGUGGAAGACGUGUUAAAAAACGGGAGCGGAUGCCCGUGCCCGACGCUUCUCGCGGAUUGGGAAGUGGCUGUGGGAAGGGUUGCUCAAACGAUCGCAUCGUCUGCUAGUAUCGCCCAACCCUUGGAUCUCUCCGUUUCUCUGGCUGCCGAGGUCUUCCACCGUCGUGUCGCCAUCGAGAAGAACGUCCUGGAUGGCGUUCAGGAGAAACUUCAGAAGGUUCUCUGACGGCUUGCAUCUUUCCGGAACAUCCGACCUUACUUGGCGAUUGGGUCUCGGGUCACACCUCCUUGGGGAAUCCUUUCCUUCGCAGAAGAUCGUUUAUCCUUUUGAGUUCUUUUUUCUUGUCUGCUUAUUUAAGUGAACAGCACACACUAGAAGUUUACCCUUUUUGUUUCUGUACUUCCCAUCCCUUAGCAAGAACGGUUCAUGUGGUUUUUCAUGUAAUUUUCUUCAUUCAGAUGGAAACACCAAGAGGCCUACGAAUUAUGUUACUCAGAUUCGAUUUUGUUAUAAUGUAUUCAUUCAGGAGAGAUGAGUUCUUGUUCUCUUUGUCCCUCUCCCUCCAACUGAAAAACUCCUGUCACAUGAGAAGCAGUCAUUCCGCUACCCCUGAGAUGCCUACCAGCUAUCAGGAUGCAAAAAAAAUCACUUAUGGUAAUUGAAGCAACUCUUUGGCAAAAUUGUCCCUCCAUUCUCUUCUCCUCUAUUGUCCUUCAAUGCAACUGGGAAUAAAUGAAAGCCUUGCUUA
Molecule: messenger RNA, 2668 nt
Organism: Darwinula stevensoni
Lineage: Eukaryota; Metazoa; Arthropoda; Ostracoda; Podocopida; Darwinulidae
Source: the annotation of a GenBank genome assembly